GCUCGACCGGUGAAAUAAACAUGCGUUUUAUUUGUGCAACUAUUGCUGUGAUUUUGGUGGCUAGCGUUGGGGCCACCAUUCCAGAAAGAACAUACUUGCCACCCUCUGUGCACGUUCAGCACGUGCAACCACACUAUAUAUCGCGUCCAGUGGUGCAUCCUCAUAAUGUCUACUUGCCACCAGUGCAGCAGCAGCUUGUCUUCAGCUAUCACCCAUCAGCCCAUGUGGUAACAAGUCCAGUGGUGCACCAGGUGGUGCGACAGCAGCAAGUUUAUCAGUCGCCUGUUGCCAAUUACCAUACGGCGGGGCAACAUGUGGUGCGCCCUAACAAUGUUUACCUGCCUCCUGCUACGUACCAGCGACCGGUGGUGCAACAUGUUGUGCACCACCAGAGAGCUUAUGAAUCUCACUUUGCCGACUACCGCCCAGCGGUGCAGCAUGUGGUGCGCCCACAGAAUGUAUACUUGCCCCCUGCAACCGUUCACCAUCCAAUUGCUGAUUACAACUCGGUGGUGCGUCCACAGAACACUUACCUGCCUCCAGCUGGAAUCGACUUGAGGAGCGAUUUUGCCGAUAGACGCUAACCGGUUUUAAUGUUUUAUCCCACACCGCUAACUACAUAUUCAAAUGCUAAUUUUGGAUGGAAAUCCAGAAAUAUUUCGGCUUUAUUAGCAUCUAACCAAACUUGGCAGACAAAUACUUAAAUAGAAAACAACAUAAAUAAAAUCAUCAUAAAUAUAUUAAUAUAUAAAUCGUAGAACCAAAA
Drosophila innubila is the source of this 766-nucleotide messenger RNA. RefSeq lists its product as uncharacterized. NCBI's taxonomy places the organism in Eukaryota, Metazoa, Arthropoda, Insecta, Diptera, Drosophilidae. The record is from RefSeq and is a predicted model, not a curated record. The coding region runs from base 21 to 584 and encodes 187 amino acids. The transcript is spliced from 2 exons.